CGCCGGGUGGGCGUGCGCCUCAGGCCGCCAUUUCUCGGCGUCCGCCGAGGAGCCGCCCCCUCCCCGGGCUCGCCCGCGACCCGAGCGCCCGCGCCGCCGGCUCUCCGCGCUUCGGUCGCCAGCCCAGUGAGAAAAAUGCUGAGCUUCUUCCGUAGAACACUUGGGCGUCGGUCAAUGCGUAAACAUGCUGAGAAGGAACGACUCCGAGAAGCUCAACGAGCUGCCACACACAUUCCUGCAGCUGGAGACUCUAAGUCUAUCAUCACAUGUCGGGUUUCUCUUUUGGAUGGUACUGAUGUUAGUGUGGACUUGCCGAAAAAAGCCAAAGGACAAGAGCUCUUUGAUCAGAUAAUGUACCACUUGGACCUUAUUGAAAGUGACUAUUUUGGAUUGAGAUUUAUGGAUUCUGCACAAGUAGCACACUGGUUAGAUGGUACAAAGAGCAUCAAAAAGCAAGUAAAAAUUGGUUCACCCUAUUGUCUGCAUCUUCGAGUUAAAUUUUAUUCUUCAGAACCAAAUAAUCUUCGGGAAGAGCUAACCCGGUAUUUAUUUGUUCUUCAGUUAAAACAAGAUAUUCUCAGUGGAAAAUUAGAGUGUCCCUUUGAUACAGCAGUUCAGUUGGCAGCUUAUAAUCUGCAAGCUGAACUUGGUGACUAUGAUCUUGCUGAGCAUAGUCCUGAACUUGUAUCUGAGUUCAGGUUCGUGCCCAUUCAGACUGAAGAGAUGGAGCUGGCUAUUUUUGAGAAAUGGAAGGAGUACAGAGGUCAAACACCAGCACAAGCUGAAACCAAUUACCUGAAUAAAGCCAAAUGGUUAGAAAUGUAUGGGGUUGAUAUGCAUGUAGUCAAGGCUAGAGAUGGGAAUGACUAUAGCUUGGGACUAACUCCGACAGGAGUCCUUGUUUUUGAAGGAGAGACCAAAAUUGGCUUAUUUUUUUGGCCCAAGAUAACCAGAUUGGAUUUUAAGAAGAAUAAAUUAACUCUGGUGGUUGUAGAAGAUGAUGUUCAGGGAAAAGAGCAGGAGCAUACAUUUGUCUUUAGACUGGAUCACCCAAAAGCAUGCAAACAUUUAUGGAAAUGUGCUGUGGAACAUCAUGCAUUCUUUCGCCUUCGAGGUCCGGUCCAAAAGAGUUCUCAUCGAUCAGGAUUUAUUCGACUAGGAUCACGAUUUAGAUAUAGUGGGAAAACUGAGUAUCAGACCACAAAAACCAAUAAAGCAAGAAGAUCAACAUCCUUCGAAAGAAGACCCAGCAAACGAUACUCUCGAAGAACUCUACAAAUGAAAGCAAGUACAGCAAAACCUGAAGAACUCAGUGUUCACAAUAAUGUUUCAACUCAGAGUAAUGGAUCCCAACAGGCUUGGAGUGUGAGAUCAACUCUGCCUGUGAUUCCUUCUGUUCCCUCUGGUCCUGUGCUGGCAGAGAUAGAGAGUCUUCCAAGGAAUCCUGGAUCAAACCAGUAUGACAGGAAAUGGGUCUCUGCUGCCAGUGACUGCUGUCAACGUGGUGGAAACCAGUGGAACACAAGGGCCUUGUCCCCACCCCAGCCUGCACAUAGAAACUACACUGACUUUGUCCAUGAGCACAAUGUGAAGAAUACAGGAGUCCAUCAUGAUGUUCAUUUUCCCGGCCAUGCAGCCAUGACUGAGAUAUGAGUGUUAAGCCCAUUAGACACUGGGACUCUUUGUCAUGCAAGUUGAUGGUAUACAUUUUCUAUACAUAGAGGAUUGAUCACAUUAGGAGAAUUUGGGAGAAAUUACUUUAUAUUGAGUCACUAGUUGCGUAGUAUUGUUUGUAAUUCUGUGAAAGGGAAAAGAAUGUGAAGAAAGCUGUAUGCCAUCAAUGAUAAUCACACAUGCUUUUGUAUUGAAAGGGUAUGUAUAUAUCAUUGUGAUUUUGGAAAGGUUUUUCAUGAUUUUAACAUGGUAAUACAUCACUCAGAAGAUGUCUCAGGAGAAGGUUUGUGUUUGUGUAAAAGCUAUCUGUUAUCCUCCCACACCAUGCCAUCCAAAUAGAUUGAGGUUAAAAGAAUCAGAUACACUAAUCACACACUGAGAAGGAAGCAUAUCCAGGCACAAUGUAUCAACCUUUGGUGAUACUUUGAUAAAACUGCUUUUCUAUGCAUUUUUAAUACUUCUACAAUGACCCCAUGCCUUAAUUUCAGUUAAGUGCCUAAGAUUCUAUAAUUGUAAUUAAUGUAAUUUUUAGUUAAAAGCACUAUUACUUUUUGACAAACCAGCAUUUUAUUUUACCAAAAGAUCUAG
Canis lupus familiaris (dog) is the source of this 2262-nucleotide messenger RNA. It is a transcript of the gene EPB41L5, whose product is annotated as erythrocyte membrane protein band 4.1 like 5. Gene Ontology annotation, cellular component: cytoskeleton. The record is from RefSeq and is marked validated. Gene Ontology annotation, molecular function: cytoskeletal protein binding. Lineage: Eukaryota; Metazoa; Chordata; Mammalia; Carnivora; Canidae.